AUGUUGCGGGCUUGUGUCAUAGAUUUUGGUGGGAGUUGGGAUUCCUACCUACCUCGUGUAGAGUUUUCUUAUAACAACAGUUAUCACUCCACCAUUGGUGUACUGCCCUUCGAGCUUCUAUAUGGUCGGAGAUUUCAUACCCCAGUUAGUUGGGAGGAUGUUGAUCAUAGAGUCAUGGGAAGGACUGAGGUAGUGGUCCCAUUGGAUGAUAAUCAUGUCGAUAAGUGCUUGAAUUAUGUUGAGAGGCCGGUAGUUGUAAUGGAGAAAAAGAUUAAGGUUCUACACAACAAGGAGAUACCUUUGGUAAAGGUUCAGUGGAAACAUUGUAAAAAGGCUCCAACUGGACUUGGGAACCAGAGGCGGAGAUACGGGAGCAUUAUCCCGAGUUAUCCAAAGCAUCAGACUUUGAGGACGAAGUCUAGUUCAAGUGGGGGAGAAUUGUGUACAUAUGGCGUACUCAUGCAUGAGGAAGCAUGUCUCACACGCGUACGCCCAACGUACUCAUCAGGAGUGAUAGAAGAUUCAGUGAUUGUGAGAAUGGGGAGAGGGAGGGUGGAAUUGAAGAGGAUAGAGAACAAAAUCAACAGGCAAGUCACCUUCGCAAAGCGCAGAAAUGGACUGUUGAAAAAGGCUUACGAGCUUUCCGUUCUCUGUGAUGCUGAGGUUGCUUUGAUCAUCUUCUCCAACAGGGGAAAGCUCUAUGAGUUUUGUAGCAGCUCAAGCAGCAUGCUGAAAACACUGGAGAGGUAUCAAAAAUGCAACUAUGGAGCACCAGAGUCAAAUGUCUCUGCAAGGGAAGCACUAGAACUAAGUAGUCAACAGGAGUAUUUAAAACUUAAGACACGCUAUGAAGCCCUACAACGUUCCCAAAGGAAUCUUCUGGGUGAAGAUCUUGGGCCUUUAAACUGCAAGGAGCUUGAAUCGCUAGAAAAACAGCUCGAUACAUCACUCAAGCAUAUCCGAUCAGCCCGGACACAGCUCAUGUUGGACACACUUUCAGAUCUUCAAAAGAAGGAGCAUGCGUUAAAUGAAGCAAACCGGACCUUGAAGCAAAGGCUGAUAGAAGGAAAUCAAGUAAACUCACUCCAUUGGUAUCCACAUGCCCAACAGGAAGUCUGUUAUGAAAGACAACCUCAACCUCAACACCAAAACGAUGAAGCCUUCUUUCAUCCCCUCGACUGUGGGCCCACUUUACAAAUCGGAAAUGGGUAUCAAACGGAUUCACUAACGGCAGGAGGAGGAGCAGGGCCAAGUAUGAAUAAUUACAUGCAAGGAUGGUUGCCAUGUUAAAAAGAAUAACUUAAAUAUAUAUAAUAAUAAUUAAUUAUGGUAUGGGUUUGUGGGCAUAAAAAAGAUCCCAUGCAUGUGUGCUUAAUUAGUUAACUGCUAUAUAUUGUAAGUUAUUUGGAACAAAUUUAUGUCAACAGAAUUAAGAUCUCUCUCUCUAUAUAUAUAUAUUUCUGAAAACUGAUGACAAUUUUAUGUUGGUCA
This is a messenger RNA of Lactuca saligna, 1491 nucleotides long. NCBI's taxonomy places the organism in Eukaryota, Viridiplantae, Streptophyta, Magnoliopsida, Asterales, Asteraceae. The record is from the annotation of a GenBank genome assembly.